AAGUGUGGGAGCGGCCACCAGCAAGAGUUGGUGGCCACACUCUGAGGCCACCAAACAUUUUUUUCCUGAGAACCCCUGUGUUAGAGAACCAAGAUGCUGGGAAGUUUUUGUGUAAUAGUCAGGGUUCGCCUGAUCUCACUUGCUUGUUUAUGGGGCUGUUAUUUCAUAGUCCUUUAAUGAGGUUAGAAUUCUUAAUUAACUCCUCAUUAUCCCGAUCUCAAGCCACACAGCAGGGGAAACUCAUGCAGGCAGGUGCCAGGGGAGAGCUUCUGAAUAGCUGCAAAACACAAACAGUGGUUUCUCCAAUGCAAACGUUUUGUACCACUCAGCGUGGGAUGUUGGCUGCAGAAGGAAAUGAUGAUGGGGCUUGAAAUUACAUUAGGUGCCAGGCACCUUCAUCUUCUUCAGCUUCUCCCAUGCAAACUGCAACUCAGAUACUGCAUAUGGCUAAAGAGCAGCAAGUAAUGAGGGGGGACGGGGACACGAAAAGGCUUAGGCCAAGGCAAAAGUGGUUGUUUCACAUUUGUUUUGGAAAAUAAUGGAGGAGAGGCAGGGAGGCUGCUCUGGAUCGCUGUAGCUGCAGAGGAGAAGACUCUUGUACCCACUGUGGUGAGGGAGAGCAGAAACCAGCCCUAUGUAAGGAAGGGUAACAGGUGGAGGAGGGGAGUAAGAAAAGGCAGUGGUUCUCAACCAGGGGUAUGUGUACCUCUGGGGGUACGCAAAGGUCUUCCAGGAGUACAUCAACUCUAGAUAUUUGCCUAGUUUUACAACAAGCAACGUAAAAAUCCUAGCGAAGUCAGUACAAACUAAAAUUUCACACAGACAAUGACUCGUUUAUACUGCUCUGUGUACCAUACACUGAAAUGUAAGUAAAAUAUUUCUAUUCCAGUUGAUUUAUUUUAUAAUAUGGUAAGCAUGAGAAAAUAAGCAGUCUUUCAGUAAUAGUGUGCUGUGCCACUUGUAUUUUUAGGUCUGAUUUUGUAAGCAUGUAGUUUUUAAAUGAGGUGAAACUUGUGGUACCCAAGACAAAUCGGCCUUCUGAAAGGCGUAGAGGAGUCUGGAAAGGUUGAGAACCACUGAGCUGGAGGGAUUUAAAAUCAAGGCUUGGAUAUGGGGAGUUGGAACCAUUCUGAGCAGGAGAUGGAGUUCUAGACCUCCCAUUGUCACUUGGGCUCAGUCCCUACGUGCAGGAGUCACUUUCUGGUGCUGAGGGAUUAGGGGGUGCUCUACUGGAGGUACGAUGCACAAUUGCACGUCUGAUGGCAUUUGGGAAAUCCAGUGCAAGCAUAGCUGCUGACUCUUCCCUGCAGCUGUAUUGACUGUGCUAUCGAAGGAAAGGUCAAGCCCUGCUUAGCUGAGGAGGCAAACAUCCCGAGGAGUAAAUCUUCUCUUCCAGAGAAGACGUCUAGACCCAUUUCUGUGUUGAUAGUUGUUUGAGUCAGCGCUCUAAUGCCGCAUGACAUUGAUUGGGAUAAUUCCCUAAAAUGUUUAGUGUUUUUUCCAAAUAAAUUAGCUUCCAUUUUUAAAGUCUGACUUUGCAUCUGCUCUGGGUACCUGAUCCCCAUUGACUUCACCCAGAUUGCUGAUUUGGGCUUCCGCAGGGCAAUCGAGAAGCGUAGUUUAAAAUCUGAAAGAGGUAUGUGCUUCAGUGUGUAGGAUUUAUCACCUUGGAGACCAUAGUCCAGCUAGUCCCAUAUCCUGCUUCCACCAGCAAGCGUGUACCUGAUGCUCCAAGGAAAGGUGAACAGCCUUUCCCAGCACUAGAGUGCAGCUGGAGCCUCUCAGUCUUUCCAGGGACCUCAGCAUGGGUGUGGGGAGGAGGAGAGUCGCUCCCUGACCCAGGCAGGGAAUUAGUUCAUACCCUAGAGUAUGAGAUUCAAUUGCCUUUGUACCAAUGUCUUCCCAAGGUAUUAGUGCCAAUGAAGUUAUCCAGCCCCCUGAUAUAUUUUGCUGACCUCCUGCAGCAGUUUAGCGUCUUUGGCCAGGCUCUGUGUUAAAGACCAGACUCUCAGUACUCAUCUGCCCCUUGGCAGACUAGUCUUGCAGUGCCCACCCCUCUAGAAGGAUUAGUAAGACCUGGGAAAAGAGUGCAGUUCAGGACCAGCCGGGAGUUACCAUCAGGCAUUGAGCAACAAAAUAAGCUCAACCAAUUUAAGAGCUGGGCACUCACCAAGCCAGGAGCCGCGGUGCUGCAGGGUGGGUGACAGCUGCAGGGAAUCAAAGGUUUUGUCAGAUUUUUGCUUGAUGUUUGACUGAUAAAGGUCUGUGUUAUGUGCUUUAUUUUCAGUUUUUGAAGUAGAGCAGCUGGAGCAACAAUAACAAUUGCAGUUCUGUCUCCCACACAUAGCUGCUUGGUCGGGAAGCAGAUAUUCCUGAGGAGGAAUCCCUUAUCAGAUCGGGGCAAAUCUCUGAGGCCUGAUCUGUUUCCGGAGUUGUGCUGCAUCCUCAGCAUAAUUUUCCUGGAGUCGGUUGUACUCCACGGGCCCCUGCAGCCCAGCGUCUUGUGCAGCUACUUACAGAAGUGCAGCGUCAGUCACCCAAUUUGUGUUCACCUUGCACUGCAGUGAAUGACUGCACGAGGCAAAGGGUAGCUCUACCCGAGAAACACUACAGUGACACAGCUGUGCUGCUGCCGAGGAGACACUGACUACAGCAGCGGUUCUUUCAUCGCUGUGUAUAUCCACCUCUCCGAGAGCAGUGACUAGAUCAAUGGAAGAAUUCUCCUGUCGACUUAGCUGUGUCUGCACCAGGGGUUCAGUCAACCUAACCAUGGCGCUGCAAAAGUUUCCCCAACUGAGUGCUAUGUGACGUGUAGACCAGGCCGUGGAGUAUUAGCUCAGGACUGUAAAGAUGAGGCACUGCUACUACAACGAGAGUGUGGGGUUUUUCUACAACAACAGCCGGAAGGAGCUGACCUCCUACUGGAGGACCAAGGAUGUUUUGGUUGUUGUCCUGGGCCUGACAGUCAGCGUCAUCGUGCUCCUGACCAACCUGCUGGUCAUCAGCGCCAUCAUUAUCAACCGGCGCUUCCACUACCCCAUCUACUACUUGCUGGGGAACCUGGCGGCAGCGGACCUCUUUGCGGGCAUUGCCUACAUGUUCCUCAUGUUCCACACGGGGCCCAGGACAGCAGGGCUCUCUCUCAGGACCUGGUUCAUCCGGCAGAGCCUCCUGGACACCAGCCUGACUGCCUCGGUGGUGAACCUGCUGGCCAUCGCAGUGGAGAGGCACCAGACUAUCUUCACCAUGCAGCUGCACAGCUCCAUGUCCAACCAGCGGGUGGUGAUCCUGAUCAUCUGCAUUUGGGUCACAGCCCUGCUGCUGGGCCUCAUCCCGUCCUAUGGCUGGCACUGCCUGUGUGACCUGGGCAACUGCUCCAGGAUGGCGCCCCUCUACAGCAGGAGCUACUUGACCUUUUGGGCCCUCUCCAACCUGGUCAUCUUCCUGAUCAUGGUGGUCGUCUACACUCACAUCUUUGUCUAUGUCAAGAGGAAGAUGACGAGCAUGUCCAAGCACACUAGCUUCCACCCCCGCUACAAGGAGACCAUGAUCAAUCUCAUCAAAACCGUCAUCAUCAUUCUUAGCGCCUUCGUUAUCUGCUGGACUCCAGGGCAGGUGCUGCUCCUGCUGGACGGCCUGGCCUGUGAGAGCUGCAAUGUGCUGGCAAUGGAGAAGUAUGUCCUCUUGCUGGCAGAGAUCAACUCGCUCAUCAACGCCAUUGUCUACUCCUAUCGGGACAAUGAGAUGCGCAGCACCUUCCGGAAGAUCCUCUGCUUUAUCUGCUACAGGAAUCCCAAAUACUCUCCUGCCUCGGUCAAGUCCAAUGUCACGAAACGCAGGAUUCUCUCGCAGAACGGCCAUUCUAUCAUGGACUCCUCGCUGUAGGAGCCUAGCUCAGGGUUCAUUCACGCUGCUCCAUAGCAACCACCCGAGAGCAGAGACCAGGGGUGACCUGUUUGUCAAGCAGAAGAACAUUUAAAAAAACCGAAACUUGUUCGAAAGCAUAAAUGUUUGAAUAAAGAGUGGCGUCAGCAGAAUGGGGCGAAAAGUUGUUAAGGCAGUGCCGAGCAGUGCCUUGCUUGGCACAGACAGACUUUGAGUUACAUACCCACUAUUAAAGAGGUGCUGUUUUUAACAGCACUGUUGAUUUAAUCUAGUAGCCUCCAAAAGGCUUGCUCCACGUUAACCAAGACGCUUGUACGAGUAUUUCUACACGAGAUACGUAUUGUCUUAGUUCUUCAGUAUUACUACCUACAGGAAUGGUCAUUCCAGUGCUGUGGAAUUCCAGGGCCAGAGCCCAAAGUCCUUUUGUUUAAUCUGUCCUUACUUAUUGAAAUCAGCAAGAACUUUGCUUGAGACUUUUGCCUGAGAGACUUCUGACCCACAGAUUUUGAAAAUCCUGUUCUCUUUAAGGUGUCUCUAGGGAAGAUCCAGUUUAUGUGAAUUCCUUUAUGAGAAGCAGUUUGCUGCUUUGGUGACGUGUCUGUUACUGAAUUUCCAAGUAUUGUGGGCUUUUCCAGAAUGUCUGAGGAACACAUACCACUUUCCUGAGCUGGAGAGUUAAGCUGCAGCUAAAAGCUCCAAUAGCAUUGUUGUUCUGUUAAGUGUACUACACAGUACUUUAUGGUCUUGACUGCAAAUUCAUUGCCUAUUCAUGAAGAUACAGUGAGUCAUGUUCCCAUGAAACUAACCCUUUCUACUCACUAAGAGCCCUUCGAUUGCUUUGUGUUGGAGUCUGAGGCAAUCAGCACUUUCCCCUAGAUUUUAACGUGCAAUUUGUAGCUUAACCCUCAAUUGUUCAAAUAGCAUGUAAACACCAUCAUUUCAAAUGUGGUCUUAAAGGCAAACCAAGACCUCUUUUUGUCUCCGCACAGCACAGAAACAAGAAGCAUUUCUCACCAUCAAUAUGCUUAGAGCCAAAUUCUCUGCUGGAGUAACUCCAUUGAUUUCAGUGGAUUUAUGGCACCAGAGUAUUCGGCUCUUGACAUGUAUGUGAACACUGCGAUGAUAUAAGUUGUGAUUGUCAUUUUGGUGCCCCCUUCUGGAGGAAGACAUUUUGCUAUAGAGAGAAUAUUUGUGACACUGGCUGUGUGGGAGACUAAACAAUUCUCCGAACUUCUUCCAUGUCAUUAACAAAACUUUAGGGUGAGAUUUGCAAAAGCACUCAGCAUUGGCCUGAGUCUGCUCCCUUGACUCCAGUGGGAGCAGAGGUAGACCAACACCCGUAACCUUUAACACAAAAUAUUUAAAUUUUUAAAAAGUAAAGAGCCUGAUCCUGUCAGGUGCUGAGCUCCCUCAACUCCCACUGACAUCAGCACGUCUCAGGAUCGGGUCCAGUGUUGUUUGGGGGAUUGCUAAGCCAAUAUGGAAGCCAAUGGAAAUUUGCUGCCUCUUCUCUCAUGUCCAAUGUUACAAUCGUAGUUACUUCUGUUUAGCUAAUGACUGUCACCAGCUGUGGCUCAGAAAUCCAGAUAGAACGAAGAAACAGCUUUCAAACAUGUUGCAUAGCUUAGUCAUGCUGGGAGAGAGAGGUUACCUUUUCAACUUCCGGCUGAGAGAAAAUGGGCAGUGCUUUGCUUGACUGGGAGAGAAUUUUUGUAUCUAAAUAUUUUCCACCAAAAAGAAAAGAGAUUAACCCUUUGGAACAGCUGCAGUUGCACCCUGGGCUUUAUGGGCUAAAUUCUCCACUCGUGCAGAUUAGCACAUCUCCAUUGAAGUCAAUGGCCAAUUUCCACUAGCAAUGAGGUGGGUCCUAUAUUUGUAGACUCCUGGGGAUUUGUCACUGGUGGUCUUCUGGGCCCAGUACAAACCUAACAGUUUUUCUACAGCUUCUGCAAAAAGUCUUGAAGCACCAAGGCAAUAAAAGUUCCUUUGUCUGAAAGGCAAAGCAAAAUUACAUUAGAAAUAUUUGUCCAGGCUUCCUCUUUUAUUAAAAGGGAAAAAUAAUUAAAAGUGUACAUUAGUUGUGGUGUUUAGCUGUGGGAUUGGUACUAAAAUUAUUUCCAGGGGGAAAACACACUGACUGUGCUUCAUGCUGGUUAUGAAUGAAUCUUUGUAGUGGAUGAAAUGACAUGCAGCCCUUCAAGAACUGCAGUUGGCUUUUAUGCCCAAUUGGGCCUUUAAUAAGUUGUGCACAUUCCUCCCAGAGAACUCUGCUAACUAGCCUGACCUCAACCAGUCUGCUGGGCUGCAGCUGUUGCACUGUUACAGAGAGCAAUAAAGUCCACUCUUACAAGUGGUUUCCUGCAGGUGUCUCAGUAGAGGAAGGGAAGCUAAUAAUAAUAAUAAUAAUUUUUCUUUAUUUGACAUUUUACUGCCACCAUAUAGAAGCUCAUCUUUGUUCUUCUGUAUUUUUUUUACUUUUUAAUUUAAAACUAGCCUGAAAGCCGAACCUGUAUUAGCAGUGACGGAUUGUUGUACGUGAGUUCCUGUUGAUUCGAAUGGCUUGUGCCAGCCAGACACUCCCCUCUGAAUGCCCUGCCUUGGAGCUUGUCGGUACUUUAUCUGUAACAAUAGAGUUGGAGGGUUGAGUAAUGACUAGGCAAAAAUUCAGCCUAUGAUUUAUUCUUCCUCUUCAAAAUGCACCUCCUCAACCCAAUCAAAACAGUAUAUAUAAAGAGAGAGACAUGGCCCAAAUCUCCUAUGGAAACAAGACCCUGAAUGACAGCUGUCACUCAUUCUGAAUGGAAAGAGAGUGGUUUGAGUCUUUAAUGAGGUUUCUCUUCCUGAGUGACUUAACCCUUAGAAAUCUAGCUGAUUUUCAAGUAGAUCUAAUAGAUAUGGGAGAGGGACAAUGAGACUCAAGAGGGACAAAGAGAAGCAAGAGUGGAAAAUGUCAGAUGAAACUUGAAAGGAAAGGGAGAGUCAGUGAGACAGGAUUGGCAGAUGCAGACACAAACCACCUAGCAAUUGAAAUAAAUGGUGUAUAUGGAAUCCACACGAUCCAAAGGGGACCUGAGGCUGUUCAAUACUCUGUACGAGAAAUUCACUUUCCAGGAAACACAAAGCCUUUAUCUAAAUACAUGGGGACAGGAAUUACCCUUUUAUGUUACAUUUCCCAUUCUUCUUUCCGUGUGUCUAACGACAUACUUUGCAGAGCAGGUUGUGAUGUUCUCUACUAAAAUGUUAGCUUCCUAGAGGCAACUUACCGACUCCAGAAAUAACUUUCUCAUAGCACAUGAAUGAGAUGCUGUCAAGUGCAUGAAAGUUUUUUUUCUUUGUCACACUGCAUUCAUGGCACAUUGUACCUGUGCUGUUCAUUUCAUCUCAGCUGUCUUAGCUCAGUGCUCAAGACAAAGAAGGCAAUAUUGACAGCAAAGCUAGCAUCCCUCGCUCUCUUCAUCUCAAGAAGAAAAAUAAUGGAUUUCUAAUGUCGAAGUAUGAACCUCCCUUUGAAGUUUCAUCUACUUUUUCAAACUUCUAAUGAGAAAAUCUUCCUGCAGCCUGAAAUCGGCCAGCAUUGUAUUAUUCUAGAUGUCAGAGGUGCAUGUGGCCAUUAGGUGGAAGGAAGGAAUAGACACCUAAGAGCUAUUUUUAAGGGAUCAGAUACGGGAUAUGUGAGAACACACAGCUUGAUCAAAGCUAGGCCACGUGGUUCCAGGAAUGAAGGGUCGUGCCUUGCUGGUGAGCUGGAAUUCCUUAAGCAAUUUACUGCCUAAAGCCUCCUUUCAGAACUGCCCUUGUAUGACUAGCAUCGAUGGUGUGGUGCAACUUUUGUUUGUUGGAACAAAAACUGGAAGAAGGGGGAGAGAUGAGGAAUUGUUUAAGGGAAAAUUAUUUGUGAAGAUCCCAAAGGCUCACCCAUCCUUCUGCAACUCAGUGACUUGGGUGAUGGCUGGAUAGUAAAACAGCUGUAGUGUUGUGAGCAGGGCCAACUGAAAGGGAGAACCCUAGGAGGCCAAACUCUGCAAGACACCUCUGCUUCUCUAAGAGGGUAGCAAGUAUGUUCCGUUCUCGCCUGUUGUUGCUCAGUAUCAAGGAGCUGGGAGCAAUAGAAGUCUAGUGUUGUUUUUAACAAGUCGAAAACACCUGGGCUAGGCGGAGGGCAGUUGUCUAAGGCUAGCAAGGAGACAGCCAGGGCUUAGAGGAUUAUGGGGUCAGUAAAGCAAUGGCUCAAAAACCUUUUUCUUUCUUUGUGUCUUGGGACAUGUUUUAAUGUAGUUGCAAAGCCUGGCUCGGAAAGUGCAUGCCCAACAGAAGUAAUUCAGGAAAGAAAAAUCACAUUGACCGUACAUCAGGUCUUUCCUGCAGUAUUUCUCUGUGUGAGAAGCUUUCCAUUGUGCCCUGUAAAUCACACACACCGGCAAUAUUUGUUUUGGCUGAUAUAAACAUACGUACGUGCUAGUCACAGACAUCAGUUGAGUUUCCUGAAUACAGGUUGCUCAGGGAAUCACAAUUAGUCAUUUGACGGUUGCUCUUGUGCACAGCAUAUGGGUGUGAAUGCUACAUGGGGAGCAGAAGUGACAAGGAUCAUACAGGGCUCGCCUUGCUUGUAUGCAGUCCACGCUACAGCUCAAGAGCCCAACUCCAAGGGAGCUUUUGCACAGACUCCCUUUGCAGCCAGAUUUGGAUCUGGGCAGCUGGAAACUGUGGUGGGAGGGAAGGUUAAUGAGAUAAAUUCAAUUGAGAUAGUAGCAGAAACCUUAAACCAGGGCCAACAUUUUCUAACUUGCAAGCCUAAAGUUAGCUACUGAGCUGGUGGAUAAGUGGUCUCGUUUUCAGAUGGGCUUAGCCCAUGCAGCUCCCAUUGGUGCCUGACUUUAGGCGUGCACAUUUGAAAAGAUUGGCCCAAGAUCAUAGCUGCUCUGCAUGAACAGUAAGCUCCUGAUUCCCAUUUCCAGUAAGGCCCCUCUGCAGUGCCAGAGGGACCCUGGUAUAAAUAAAGUGAUCCUAUGAGGCACGGCUUGUAAGAGGGGUGGCCUUGGCCUAGCUCCCGGCACUUUUUUGCAGUUUGCGGUGUCCCUGGCUGCACUGUAAUUGUAACUGUUAGUAAAGAAAUCUUAUGGGAAUGUCUCCAUUGCUGUAUCUUGGAUGAUUGUUCUAAUACUACCUGCCAUAAGCCAACCUGCAACUACUGAGAGUUAGGAGGAGCUUUCCAGUGGGCAGUUGAUCUCAUAACAACCACAGCAGGGUCGCUGGUGCCUUCACCAGCCACCAUUUGAGAUGGGGCUCGCUGGGUGCCUGCUCUGAACUGGGCUGGCUGUUCCUGUGUUUCUGCAUUCCUAGAACCCCACAGAGACUGUCACUGGGCUGAUUGUGAAAGGAGAACCACCAGCUACGGUUGAAGUGUCAGAGCUGUGGUUUUUUAAAGCGCUCAGAUACCAAGCUUAUGGGUGUAGUACAAAAUGAUAGGCAGAGUCAAUGCUGCUGUGGGUCUGUUCGUGACUAUCCCCAAGUGAUUCAAUAACCGACAGUGCAAUGGGAAGGUGGAGACUUCGCACAUGAGAAUUGCGUGUUAUGUCCUUUGAAAAACAGCCUUGUGAAUAAAUUGGUAAUUCCCAUAUUCUAUGUGCUGACCUCUUGUCCAGAGAUGGUUUUGAAAGCCCUUGAUCCUCCUUUCAGGCCACAGUGCAAACUUUCAACCAUGGACGUUUUAAUUGGAUGCUCUAGUUCUACAUUUGCCUCUGAGUCAUGGAGUUCCAUCUUUCUUUUUUUAAAUAAAAUUUUUAUAAAAGGUAAUACCCAUCCAUCCUACAGCAAUUAGCCUAAUGAGAAUGCAUGUCUCCAAGUUACACUCCUCUAAAGUAUUAUAUUAUCCAUCCAAAUGUAUCUUUUAACAUAACUCUGUCUAUGUGACACAGAGCUUAGAUUAAACACACAGAAUAAUGAAUAGCAAUGCUCAGGCAUUAAGAAACUAAAUAAUAAAAUAAUUCACACUCCCCAUCUCCUCACUCCCCACCCUGGUGUUGUAUAUAAUGAAACAAACCUACAAGUGCAGAAGACUUCUCCCCUCUAGUCCCCUGACAUUGGACCCUCACAAACUCUUAACUCAGAAUAUUGAGUUGUCUUGGCAUUCUGGUGCCAUUUGAGCACUCUCCAUUUCUGUUGGUGCUAGUGAGAGCUGUGACUGUUCAGCCUAACUUGGGGCAUCCCGAUUUUAGCCUGGCCUUACGAUUUCCAGCUUCUCACAUGCUUUUAUGAACAGGAAAAGUAAACAGUGAAAAACUAGUUCUAAAACAUAUUUCAAAUGUUCCUUUGAAUCUGCACAGUCCAUGUUGCAUCCUCUGGCCUUUUCAGUGUUGAGGUUUAUGGGCACAGACCUUUUCAGAGCUACACAGCUGUUGUGCUUCUUUCAGACUUGCCCACCCAUGACCCAGCAGCUCCCAUGUUCUCUCCCACAUGAGAACGAUGGGUAGCGACGUCAGUGCGAUCUGCACCCCAGGAGAGGAAAUUGGGGGGCAGGAAAGGAACAGUGUUUAGGCUUUCCAGAAAGCUUUGCCACAUGCUAGACCAGGAUGCUUCUAUCUAUUGCUCCAUCUAAUGCUGUAAAACACUUUCGGUCCAGAUCUUGGAGCUCUGGAUGAUAAAGGCAAGUAAAGUCUGGGGAGGGGGUGGGAAGGUGUUUUUUCAACAUGGCCCCUUUGGAUGUUUUGCAGACCAUGUGGUCAAUUGUGGAUUUUCAAAGCAGAAUAUGGGUGGUGUCUGCUCUUUAUCUGGCACCUUGUACAGUCAUUUACCCUAGUGCUAAGUGGGUAUAGAUGGCUACUGAAUCAGCUUGGUGACAUUUAACACCCUCUUUGCCCAGCUCUAAAUGAUUUCAGUUGGGUCAUGGCCCAAGGAGAGGAGAGGUUCCAAGAGAACACAGCAACAUAGAGCAGAGAGGGUUUGGAAAUCCCAGUAGCUGGGUGACUAGCUGUGUUAGAGCACAUAGACUGUCAUAGGUACUUGUUAGUGAUGCCGUUAACGUGUGUGUGUGUGUGUCCCUUUAGACUGUUUGGGGAGAUAACAUUCUUUAUUGCAAAGACUUGUGGUUCAGACAAAGACACUGUCCUGUGACUACUGUAGUCGUCUUCAUUAACGCUUAGCCAGCCAUAGCAAUCGUUCGCCAUUUGGUCUGUUCCUGCGCAAUUGCAAAGGCUUGACGGCCUGAGAGUCCAACAUUGGAACAGAUUUGAUGAACCCAUGUAAUAGGGGGUCUUCCUCUGGGCCACCUCCACCCCUUGUUUGGUGGGAUUUUAUCCUGGAUGUUACAAGCUACCCGGAGAACAGCAUUCGCUGGAAUGUUUUGUGGCAUCCUUGCAACGUGUCCGAAAAGCGUAAGGCACCGCCUGCGGACAAUGGCCCCAGUAAUCUGUAGACCUGAGCAGCCAUAAACAUCUGCGUUACAGAUUAAGUCUCUCCAUUUUAUGCCCAAUAUACAAUGUUGACAUUUUGUGUGAAAAGCCUCCAGCUUUGUCCAGUCUGAGAGGCAUAGUGUCCAUGUUUUACAGCAUGCACCUUGCUCUCCGUUCCAGGGAAGGUGUUUGUGCAUGUUUUGCUGGCAGGUCUGGAGCCUUUGCUACAUCAGAAGCGUCGUCUCCAACAGUCAGGUUUUACAAGGAACAGGUCCACAUUAGACACCAUUUUGGUCCUUCGCUGGUUGUCGGAGAUACAGUGCAAGUUCGGGAAGCUGCUGCACGUAGCAUGUGUUGAUCUUAAGGCUGCAUUUGAUUCAGUAAACUGUCACGUUAUGGAAGGCUUUAAAGGGCGUAGGUGUCCCUACCACUCGGCUGGACUUAAUUAGAGAGCUGCAUAAUGGAACCACUGCCCAUGUUCAUCUGGGGAACCAGAUGUCAGUGCCUUUUAAAUCAGUAUCUGGUGUUAGGCAGGUUUGCGUUUUGGCCCCUGCACUCUUUUGUCGGGCAAUGGAUUUCUUAAUGCAGCAUUCCGUCAGGUCCACAGGCAUUGAGAUCGGUGAUCUCUCACUCACAGACCUUGACUAAGCUGAUGACGUUCUUUGAGUACAGAACCCGACAGGUUUCGUGAGGCACUCCAGCUUAUGGAGGAGGAGUCAGCUAAGAUUGGUCUCCAUGUUUCAUGGUCAAAGAUAAAACUGCAAAAUCUAGGACUAUGUCCACCCGCGAUUCCGAUCUCUUUGAACAACAAAACUAUCAAAUCAGUUUCCUGCUUUUGUGAUCUGGGUUCUAUACUUAAUAACUCCUCCAGUUCUCACACGGAGGUUCUCCAUCGGAUUGGCAUAGCAGCAUCUGCCACGGGCCGUUUACACAGAUAUGGAAUCAACAUCAUCUUAGUAUGACAACCAAGUUCAGGAUUUAUUCGAGUUGUAUCCUUCCCAUGCUGUUGUACGGCUGUGAAACAUGGAUGUAGUCUGCAAGGGCUCUUAGACUAGAGGGUAUGAUGAGGCUGUUCGUGUCAGGCUGGCCAAAGAAAUAAAACCAUCUGUCUGUAAAUAUGGCAUUCAAAGCCCAAAAUGGGGCAGGGAUCAGCAGUAUUUGGAAAAGUUUGUGUUGGAAACUCUAGUGGAAAAUGUGCCUUAAGAGUGAGUCCAUAUGCCAGCAUCUGCAAUGCCACAGAUACCCACAGGGUGGCAUCACAAUAGUUCAGUGGAUCACUCCUCAGAACCUUUAAGCACAGAUUGUGCAUAAUGGAAGUUGGAGGUACUGACUGAAAGUCCUUAAGGAAUGUGAAGGCCAAAGCCAGGAGGAUCCCAAGGAUGAGCAGUACAUUUGUCAUAUUGUCAUGUUCCAACACAUGAACAUCUUUGGGCUUCUGACAUCCAGACAAAAGUUGGGUAGUGAGCAAGUUACUGUAUGCCUGGAAAGAAGUAGCAAAGCCAUUCUGAAGGGCGUCAGAACAUGCUUCAUAUCUAAAAAUAAAUCUCAUGACAGGGAAAGCUGCUACCCAAAGCCCACAAAGUGCGCUGCAGCCUGGGACUUUCCGUUUGGCACCGUGUCAAGCUGGGACUUUUUAUAU
Molecule: messenger RNA, 12912 nt
Organism: Trachemys scripta elegans
Lineage: Eukaryota; Metazoa; Chordata; Testudines; Emydidae
Gene: LPAR2
Product: lysophosphatidic acid receptor 2
Exons: 4
Coding region: 2851-3885 (344 amino acids)
Biological process (GO): G protein-coupled receptor signaling pathway
Cellular component (GO): membrane
Molecular function (GO): lysophosphatidic acid receptor activity
Source: RefSeq, a predicted model, not a curated record